AUGUCCUCCCCCUUCCGCAUCGUCGAACAUGUCAUACCAAGUCAACACAUCAGGGAAUACCCCGGCGCCACAGCCAACGAACAGGAAGAAUCCCUGCAACUAGCCGUGAAACAAUACAUUCCCCUCGAUAAUCCCAACCCGAGACCAGGCGACGUGACCAUCCUCGCUGCGCACGCGAAUGGCUUCCCCAAGGAGCUGUAUGAACCUCUCUGGGAGGAAAUCCACGCGCGGUCGCAGCAGAAUGGUUUCCGCAUUCGCAGUAUCUGGAUGGCUGAUGUCGCGCAAGAAGGCGAGAGCAGUGUGAUCAAUGAAGACACGCUGGGAAAUGAUCCUAGCUGGUUCGAUCACCCGCGCGAUCUGCUCCAUCUGGUCAAUGUCAAGAGGGCAGAAAUGCCCCGGCCCAUCGUCGGCAUUGGACACAGCAUGGGCGGUGCUCAUCUCACGCAACUCUGCCUAAUGCACCCCCGUCUCAUCCACACCCUAGUCCUCCUAGACCCAGUGAUCCAACGCCAAACAACCCAACUAGACGGCCUAAGCCUGCUCAAGAGCAAGCGCGAAAUAGCCAAAACAACCCAACUAUCCACGCACCGGCGCGAGAUCUGGCCCUCCCGCCAAGCAGCACUAGAAAGCUUCCAACGAAGCCCCUUCUACAAAACCUGGAACCCACGCGUGCUGGACCGCUGGGUAAAAUAUGGUCUCCGGGAUCUCCCAACAGCAAUCCACCCACUGCCCCCAAACGCAGACAAAUCCAAUCCUCCCGUAACCCUCCGCACACCCCUGCAUCAAGAAGUCUUCACCUUCUCCCGCCCCAAUUACACCCACAUCCCAGGCAGCCCAGACCCCGUCAACCGCGUCACACACCCAGAUCUGGACGCCGACCAUCCAGACACAUAUCCAUUCUACAGACCCGAGCCUGCGCGGAUCUUCGCUCAACUCCCGCAUCUGCGUCCGAGUGUACUUUACAUCUUCGCCGGGAAAAGUGAUAUGUGUCUGCCACCUAUGCGGGCUGAUAAGUUGGCUAACACGGGCACUGGGCUUGGGGGCAGUGGAGGUGUUGCAGCUGGGCGGGUUAGGGAUGUUUUCCUGGAGGAGUUUGGGCAUUUGCUUGCUCAAGAAGCUGUGGAUGAGUGUGCUGAUGCUGCUGUUGCUUGGCUUGCUCCUGAGUUGGGACGCUGGAGAGAUGAGGAGGAGCAGUUCCGGGCCGGUUGGGAGCGGAAGUCCAAGAUUGAGAAGGUUACUGUUGAUAAAGAGUGGUUGGACAGGGUCCCUGCCCCUGUUCGGAGGGCUAAGAAGGUUGAGGCGAAGCUUUAA
Penicillium antarcticum is the source of this 1311-nucleotide messenger RNA. Its product is annotated as putative toxin biosynthesis protein. Lineage: Eukaryota; Fungi; Ascomycota; Eurotiomycetes; Eurotiales; Aspergillaceae. The coding region runs from base 1 to 1311 and encodes 436 amino acids. The record is from RefSeq and is a predicted model, not a curated record. The transcript is spliced from 4 exons.